GGUGGGCCCCUUUAAGGGAACAAAUCAAAGAGUGACCGUCACUACCUGUUAUGAGCCCAAGUCGCCCCUCUCCCCUACUCUGACCAGCUCCUUCUGCCGCUUGCUAGUCAGCCUUCCGGGGCUCACCGGGUACAUCGGCCCUCAUCCCAAGCUCGCUCGCAGAUCCAGGUCGAUCCAUCCCUCCGUCUCUCAGAUCCAGGGGUCUGCACUGCCGGUUACAAGUUUGAUUCAGUAGAGUGCGGUGAGCCAGAGCCAAAACAUGAAGAGCAACCCUGCUAUCCAAGCCGCCAUUGACCUCUCUGCGGGGGCUGCAGGUGGGACCGCGUGCGUGCUGACCGGGCAGCCCUUUGACACCAUGAAAGUGAAGAUGCAGACGUUCCCCCACCUGUACCGGAGCCUCGUGAACUGCUGCCUGAAGACGUACCAGCAGGUGGGAUUCCGGGGCUUCUACAAGGGGACCAGCCCGGCGCUGAUCGCCAACAUCGCCGAGAACUCGGUCCUCUUCAUGUGUUACGGGUUCUGCCAGCAGAUUGUCAGGAAGGUUGUCGGGCUGGAGAAGAACACAAAGUUGAGCGAUCUGCAGAAUGCCGCGGCGGGAUCUUUCGCCUCUGCGUUUGCGGCCCUGGUUCUCUGUCCCACGGAGCUCGUGAAGUGUCGACUCCAGACCAUGUAUGAAAUGCAAGCAUCGGGCAAGAUAGUAGAAGGCCAAAACACAGUUUGGUCCGUAGUGAAGAGCAUUCUGAGCAAGGAUGGGCCCCUGGGCUUCUACCACGGGCUCUCGAGCACUCUGCUCCGAGAAGUUCCAGGCUACUUCUUCUUCUUCGGUGGAUAUGAGCUGAGCCGGUCGUUUUUUGCAUCAGGGAGAUCCAAGGAGGAACUAGGCCCUGUCCCGCUGAUGUUAAGCGGUGGUGUCGGAGGAAGCUGCCUGUGGCUUGCUGUGUACCCGGUGGACUGCAUCAAAUCCAGAAUCCAAGUCCUAUCCAUGUCAGGAAAGCAGGCAGGCUUUAUGGGAACGUUUGCCAGUGUGGUGAAAAACGAAGGGGUAACAGCCUUAUAUUCUGGACUGAAGCCUACUAUGAUCCGAGCAUUCCCUGCCAAUGGGGCCCUGUUCCUGGCCUAUGAAUACAGCAGGAAGUUGAUGAUGAGCCAGUUUGAACCAUACUGACAACACAUCCUUGUAGCAAAGUCUGUUCAUUGGAGGCAAGGCUACAGUUCAUCUCAGGUUUUAACUGAGGGCAUGAGGAAAUAAUCUGACUUCAUGGGUCUCUCUCUGUUGCUCUCUGUUUCUGUUUCCUCAAAAGAACUGACAACUUCAGCAUCCACUAAACGCCAUUGGUGGAACAGAGAAGAAAAGUCUUACUUGCAGCAUGGGGGAUGUAAACUCCAGUAGUCUCUUUCUAUUUUUUCCCCCACAAAUGGCUGCAUCCAGAAAAAUCUACCCCAUCUCCCGUUCUACUCUCUCCGAGGUGGGUGGGACUUGGGGAGUGUUUAAUCUCUGAAGUUGUAAAUAAUUGUUUCCAACAAGCUAACUUCAAACUGCCAGACUCUUUACAAGGGCUGGUAGGUAUGAGAUCUGGAACGGCUAGUUGUUUUUUGUGAAACCUUCUUCCUUCUCCCAUUGUCUUGAGAAGCGCAACUCAUCGCUCCUUCAGUCUGCUAGCAGGCUGGGCUUCGGGCCCCAGCCUCACUUCCUCAUCUUGUGUUUGUGAGAUUCAGAACAAACAGCAAGGUGCUGGCCUAGUGGCUUAUCUUGUCUGGAAUUCCCAGGAUAAGGGGAGCUGGAGUUUAUUCAGAAAACCAUUUUGUUUUGCAGUAGGCAGCAGUACAGGAGGCUGAAUAACCCCCACCACCUACUCCUUCUUUCCCUCCCAGCGACUUGGCUGGGAGGGGCAUGGGACCCUGGGUGGAGUUGAGCAUGCCCCCUGCCAAAAGCCUUUCCCUUGAGCAGAAGCAGAAGUAACUUCCCUUUCAUGCUCCAUGGUAGGGAGUGGGGUCAGUAAACAGCCUUCACUUCAGCUUCACAUGGGCUGCUUUCAAUGUCUUUAAUUCUCAAAACCUCCUGAACUGUGGGCCAGAGGACUGGUACAACCUUCUACCUGUGCUCAUUGGGCCUCUCUGAUGGAGGAAGAGUCACAUAGUUCUGGAAAACCACUUACCUUUUCCUUGGAUGGUGUCCGGUUCCCCAAACCAGGCUAAGUGAUGGGCGAGGUUCGCUUGCAAUCACCUGAUGGUGAAGUGAGUGGUGCUUGAUGGAAAAGCCAGAUCCCGGCACCUGCAGCCUGUCCUCUCUUGACGCCUAAGCUAUCCUACUGCCCAAGACGGGGGAGACCAUUCUGAAACUUUCCAAGUCCUUAUUUCCCUGGGCCCUCACUUCUGGGUAUUAUGCCAAAUUUUAAUACCAAGGGGCAACUAGCAAUUAAGAGAGAAACAGAGGAACGCCACUGCUGAGAGGAGUUUCAGGGCAGAGUUCUAGAAUCAGCAACCUCCUUAACCCUUAAUAGCCAAAGAGGUAGCAUCCCCUCCAGCCCUCCCCAUCCAUGGCCAUAAAAUGAGGAGGAAGGAAAAGGAAAAUCUAAUGCUACUGUUUGAUCUGAUGAUGAAAGGAUCCAGAACCAGGCCUAAAGCCUCUGAGAGGGCACAACUCACUUAACUUCCUCUUGAGAUGUUCCAUAAUCCCCGGGGAUUUGUCAGGGGGCUUAAGAGGGCCUGACCACUGCCGAAUGAAAAUGAAAAGGACAAGUAGGGUGGGACCAAGAGAGGGGAGGCAGAGGCUCACCCCGACCCCCUCCGAAAAAAAAAAUAAAAAUAAAUGGAGCCAAGAGGGGACGGCCUCAUCCCAACCCCCUGCUCAAAUGCCUAUUUUAAUGGACCUCUGUCAGUCUUACCCAGAUGCUUGACAGUACAGUGGAGCCCAAAGACCCACCUCGUCAAUAUUCUGCCGGCCCCAAGACAACCAAGUCAGAAUACAUGUCUCUCAGUUCAUUUCUUUCCAGUCCAGCUGAUGGAUGCCCAUGCAAAGUUAGAACAACUUUAAAUUAAGAUUAUAUUUUAGACAGGAAUGGAAGAGACUGUUUAAAAAGGCACACUGGAAUUCCUGUCAUUAAAUUAUUUCUCUAAUACA
Messenger RNA from Tachyglossus aculeatus (Australian echidna), 3121 nucleotides. It is a transcript of the gene SLC25A15, whose product is annotated as solute carrier family 25 member 15. The coding region runs from base 260 to 1165 and encodes 301 amino acids. Gene Ontology annotation, biological process: mitochondrial L-ornithine transmembrane transport. The transcript is spliced from 7 exons. The record is from RefSeq and is a predicted model, not a curated record. Gene Ontology annotation, molecular function: L-ornithine transmembrane transporter activity. NCBI's taxonomy places the organism in Eukaryota, Metazoa, Chordata, Mammalia, Monotremata, Tachyglossidae.